Danio aesculapii is the source of this 2426-nucleotide messenger RNA. It is a transcript of the gene serhl, whose product is annotated as serine hydrolase like. Lineage: Eukaryota; Metazoa; Chordata; Actinopteri; Cypriniformes; Danionidae. The transcript has 13 exons. The record is from RefSeq and is a predicted model, not a curated record. The coding region runs from base 120 to 1100 and encodes 326 amino acids.
UAUGAAAAAUUGCUCCAAACUGUCAAGGAUACGUUUAGCUCACACUUGUAUGGUGAACUUGAAGAACAGGAGAUUUAUAUCCCUCGACGGGGUUUAAACUACACUUCAUAAGUGUGAGAAUGCUUCCUGCCUUUAUGAGCCUAAGACACUUUACCACAACCACAAUGAGGAGAGCAGCGUCUGAAUUCCGAAUGCCUGUCCCAUGGGGAGAGCUGAGAGGUCAAGUUUGGGGUCCUUCUCAUGGCCGCCCUGUGCUUUGUUUGCACGGUUGGGCUGACAACAGCGGGACAUUCAAUACCCUGGUUCCUUUGCUUCCUAAUGACUGGAGAUUCGUAGCUAUUGACUUUCCAGGUCAUGGUCUCUCAUCUCAUAGGCCUGAUGGAUGCUUUUACACCUUCCCAUUUUAUGUGGCAGAUGUUCGACGAGUUGUUGAAGCUCUUCAGUGGAAGCGAUUCUCUAUAAUUGGACACAGUAUGGGGGGAAAUGUGGCAGGAAUGUUUAGCGCCUUGUACCCAGAGAUGGUCGACUCUGUUGUUCUGCUGGAUACUUACGGAUUCCUUCCAACAGAAGUGACUGACAUGUUUUCAAACAUGAGGAAGGGGAUAAAUGAUCAAAUCCAGUAUGACAAAAUGGCGAAUGAAAGGAAAGAGAGGGUGUACACGUACGAAAAAGCCAAAGAAAGGUUGAAGGUUGCAAACCCAUCUCUUUCCGAUCAGUCUGCAGAUAUUCUGUUAGAGCGAGCAAUUCGAGAGGUUGAUGGAGGAUUUGUAUUCACCAGAGACUUCAGAAUCAACCUGAAAAACAUUAUAAAUAUUAAUAUCGACCAGUGCCUCCAUGUUCUGUCGCAAGUAAAAGCCAAAGUGAUGCUGCUUCUUGCAAAGGAUGGUCUGUUCAAAACUUUUACUCUACCUGAUGGAUAUGCUGAUAAGAUCUGCAAGAGCUGGACCGAUCAAAAAGCCACCUUUGUUGAAGUAGAAGGCGACCAUCAUGUUCACCUCAACAACCCAGAGAUUGUGUCCUCCAUAAUCACUGACUUCCUUCAGCCUCACAGUCCUGACCAAACCGAGAGCCAAUCAGGCAAUCAGACUUCCCGAUUAUAACACACACACACAUGCAUACAUACUCAAAAUACUUACACUCUUAACCAGUUCUUGCUAUUUGAGAUUUGUUUUUUAAUCUAUAACAAACUUUACAUGUAUUUUCUCAUACUACAAAAAGUUUUUUGUAAUAACUAUUAUGAACAAAUGCAGUAUGUUGCACUUAUCUUUCAGCAGUCACACUUAUUUUGAUGGUCCAUUUGUUGAAUUUAAGUUACAUUGCAUUUACAUGUCAACUAAAUCUCAUUAGAUUAUAAGUAUACUGUUAGGUUGGGGUUAGGGUUUGGGGUUAGUGUAAGUUAACAUGUACUUAAAGUUUCUUAUAGUCAGUUAAAUGUCUGAUGAAGGAGCAGUAUCCACAGAUAUUAAGCAGACAGUCAACUAAUACUCAAAUAGACUAUCGAAAUAAAGUGUGACCCUUUCAUUUUCCAGUUUUAAGACCUCAUGGUGCUUUUUUGUGGUGUGAAUGGAGUCAAUCUCCCUAAAUACAUUGUUUUGAAAUUUAAAAGAUGGCUGAAUAUUUUGGCUUUUCUCUAAAGGUCAGCAUUAAUAUCUUUGAUUGAAAUAGUCUCUUUAUAUUUAAAAGAAUUAAAUGCUGCUGGCAUACAUUAAUCAUCGUCUACAUAAACUCAAAAAAAGGUCAUUUUUAUGGAUUACUAGAUACUCAGAGAAAAGCUGUGUGCAUUUUUGUGGAAUGUCUAUUAAUGUUAUUAAACAUUAACUGAAACAUCUGUUCACUUUUACUGUUAUUGUUUUGUAAUGUUACAAAAAAUGAAGAUAUAUUAGAAUAUUAGAAUAGUGGCAGCACUGUGGCUCAGUGGUUAGCCUCACAGCAAGAAAGUCGCUGGUUUGAGUCCCAUCUGGGCCAGUUGGCAUGUUUUCCCCAUGUUCAUGUGGGUUUCCUCUGGGUGCUCCAGUUGCCCCCACAGUCCAAAAACAUGGUGUGGUAUAGGUGAAUUGGAUGAACUAAAUUGGCCAUAGUGUAUGAGUGUGUGAAUGCGAGAGUUUAUGGGUGUUUCCCAAUCUUGGGUUGUGGCUGGAAGGGCAUCCGCUGCGUAAAACAUAUGCCGGAAAGUUGGUGGUUCAUUACACUGUGUAGACCCCUGAUAAACAAGGGAAUAAGCCGAAGGACAAUUAAUGAAUGAAUAUUAGUUUAAUAGUUUAAGUCAUUAUAGGUUUGUCUAUGUGUAUAACAAAGCUAAGAAGUGUGCGAUUCUGACAAAAAAUAACUUCAUUUUGAAAUGGAAGCUGGUGUGACGUCUUUAGGAAUGUUUUGACAUGUCUAAACAAACUUUUAUUUUGGAUGUGAUAAAUCUUUGCCUGUCACUA